GCUUUAUCAUAUUAGUUCUGAAAUAUCACAUUUCAAGUUCAAAAUGGUUACCAUGGUAAUUUAUUGUCUUUAAACUUCCUUAUGAAAAAUGAAUCCCUUCAAGGAUGUCAUCAUGAAAUGAGCUAUGUCUGCAUUUGUAAAGUCAGUUAUCAACACAGAGAAUACAGAGGGCAUAAAAUAUUCCUCCUUCUGGCUUUUAUUUGUGAGGGUUAAUGUAUUAAUUUCGCUGACCUACUCAGAUGAGGUUUGACUUUAGCUAACUCUACCUUUCAAUUGAAUGGAAUAAACAGUUAAAACUGAAUACAGAAUUCACUUGAGUGUGUUCUAAAUCUGGACUAUGAUAGAAUGCUAAUGUUUCUAUUUCUUUUCCUAGAGCUCAAGUCAGUUCUAUCCUAUCACAAGGUCCUUCACAUAGAGACUUUACUGCAGCUUGUGAAAUGUGUGGUAGACUUGGAGCUGUUCUACCUGUACUGAAGGAACAGUUUGACAGAUGUCUUUCAUUUUCACCAGUCAUCGUUGGGGAUCACAUUCUGGAGUUCAGGAGCUUUAGUGACAUUUUGAAUUCCUUUUACCAUGAUGCUAAGCUGUCUUGUGAAGACCCUUGUGAGCCAGUAACAUUCCAGCAGCUAAUGCAGCAUUUCAAGUUAGGCAAAAACAGGUCAAAGUUAUCUGCUGGUGUUGAGCAGCUUCAGAGUUUUAUUCACGAAAAUGAACAAUUGAAGGUCAAUGUGUGUUCCAGAAUUUAAGUUGUUGUAUUUCAAUAAAAAUCUAUUGUCACCCAGUAGUUGAAUAUGAAUGGUAUACAAAUAUGACAUUGAUGGGUAUGACAGUUGACUGAUAGGAUUGUUAUAUGAUUGAUAUGUUUCAGUUGAUAGGUAUGAUAGUUGAAUGAUGGGAUUGUUAUAUGAUUGAUAUGGUUAAGUUGAUAGGUAUAUCAGUUGGCUGAUGGGAUUGUUAUAUGAUUGAUAUAGUUAAGUUGAUAGAUAUGUUAACUUGUAUGGCUGUUGGAUAGCUGGUAGGACUAAGUUGGAAGAUAUUCAAAGUACUUAUUUAUAGGAACUAUGAGAGACAUUUCUAAAGGAUGACUAAGUUUAAUUCAUUUAGUAUUUUUCCAUUCAACAGUUUUUCUAGUCAUACUAACAUGCAUAUUGCUGGUGAUGCAUGUUUGAAAUCAGUUUUGAUACAAUUGUUUGUGAUUUACUUCAACUAUUUGAGAGAUUUACUUUUUUCUUCUGUUCUGAUAUUUAUAUACUUGAAAAAUGAAAUAAAUUAUUACAAAAAUA
Messenger RNA from Biomphalaria glabrata, 1283 nucleotides. RefSeq lists its product as uncharacterized. The coding region runs from base 438 to 746 and encodes 102 amino acids. The transcript has 3 exons. The record is from RefSeq and is a predicted model, not a curated record. NCBI's taxonomy places the organism in Eukaryota, Metazoa, Mollusca, Gastropoda, Planorbidae.